AUGUCUGGACUAGAACUGGCUGUCUCUGUCCUGGCAUUGGUGGAAGCGGCAAUUUCCACGACGAAAAGUCUUCAUGGAGCAUACAGAAAGAAGAAGGACCUCCCAAACGUCUGCGGGCGCCUUGAAGACAAGUUAAUAAGCAUUCGGGAUAUUGUCAAGAUCGUGAAAGAUGAAGAGGUCUUGUGCACUCCAAAAGUCAUAGCUCAGCUGAAGCAGCUUGAACGAAGGGGUAAACAGGUUAAACUCCUUCUGCGUUCCAUCCAUCCUGCUGGCAAGAGCUCGGCGCGUCUCUUUCUUCAUCAACUAUUCAACGGAUCUGAAGAUGAGCAAAAACUGGUCGAGAUCAUUAGCGAUCUAGAAGGGGACAAGACUUCACUCCUCGUUGCCAUUCAAGUCGUCGGCGUUGGCCUGGGGAAGGAUCAUGAACGUGGCAUUGCUUUUGUCACCACAGCCUCUGCGAAACGGAUUGAUGACAUCCUCCGCGAGAAGCUACACUUACAGGAUGGACUCAGAAUCAUGAGGGUUAUCGAGGAUCGAACAUCAGAUGGCAAAGUGCCCCUAACCGAGGAGGAUCUCGAGUCCCUGAGAGCAUGCAUGGAGCCGACUGUCGAGGGCAGGCAGCCAGCCACUGAACGGAUCAUCCUCAACAAUGUUGCAAAGUUCCAAGCAACUCAGAUCAACGCGCCGCUUGGGGAGGACAUUUGGGCGCACAUCGAUCGCUUGGUGGUGGAGAACAACCAAGCGGAUGCUCUCAACACCCAGAUCAACUACCCAAUGACUCUAGGUGCCUUCUACAGUGGUGUUAUGCCUCAACUAGUGUUUUUCCUUUUUCUCUCGUUCUUAUUGUAUUUCCCACUGUCCUACACUUUCCAGAAAGACUGA
Molecule: messenger RNA, 882 nt
Organism: Fusarium keratoplasticum
Lineage: Eukaryota; Fungi; Ascomycota; Sordariomycetes; Hypocreales; Nectriaceae
Exons: 3
Coding region: 1-882 (293 amino acids)
Source: RefSeq, a predicted model, not a curated record